AUAAAGCAGGCAGACAGGCGUCCAGUUAUACUGUUCGAUUGAACGUUAGAAUGGGCAAGAAGAGUGACCUAAGGGACUUUGAGCGUGGUAUGAUCGUAGGUGCCAGACGCGCAGGGUCCAGUAUCUCGCAAACGGCCGCCCUCCUGGGCUUUUCACGCACGACAGUGUCUGUGGUUUACAGAGAAUGGCGCGACAAACAAAAAACAUCCAGUCAACGGCAGUCCAGUGGGCGUAAACAGCUCGUUGAUAAGAGAGGUCGAAGGAGAUUGGAAAGAAUCGUGCAAACUAACAGACGGGCCACAAUUAGACAGAUAACGGCGCAGUACAACAGUGGUGUGCAGAACAGUAUCUCUGAACGCACAACUCGCCGAUCCUUGUCACGGAUGGGCUAUUGCAGCAAACGCCGGGCAAAUGAAGAGUGGAAAAACAUCGCCUGUGUGGAAACGGUACGAGAACUUGUCCUGGACAACUGCAGAUCAAAUGAAGGGAAAGUCAAAGGCCUCACAGAAGAAUUUGUAAAUCUGGAAUUCCUCAGUUUGAUAAACGUUGGCCUAAUCUCAGUCUCCAACCUUCCCAAACUUGGGAAACUCAAAAAGUUGGAACUCAGCGACAACAGAAUCUCUGGUGGCCUUGACGUGCUAGCAGAGAAACUCCCCAACCUCACACAUCUAAAUCUAAGUGGGAACAAACUGAAAGACAUCAGCACGUUGGAACCUUUGAAAAAGCUGGAUAGCCUGAAGUCUCUGGACUUGUUCAACUGUGAGGUGACCAACCUGAACGACUACAGGGAGAGUGUGUUCAAGCUGCUCCCUCAGCUCACCUACCUGGACGGGUACGACGUGGAGGACCGGGAGGCGACCGACUCGGACGGAGAGGUGGAUGAUGACGACGAUGAUGGAGAGGAUGAGGACGUAGAGGAGGAAGACUUUGAUGAGGAGGAUGAUGACUAUGAAGAGGAGGGAGUAGUAGUAGGAGAGGAUGAUGAGAUCAGCAGAGAUAAGGAGGAGGAAGACCUUGGCAUUGAUGGUGAAGUUGACGAAGAUGGCAAGUCAGUUGACGGCCUACCCCGAGCCAAACCUGGACGACACUGGGCCAAUUGUGGACCGCCCUAUGGGACUCCCAAUCACGGCCGGAUGUGAUACAGCCUGGAUUUGAACCAGGGACUGUAGUGACGCCUCUUGCACUGAGAUGCAGUGCCUUAGACCGCUACGUCCAUGUGUGUGUGUUAAGCAUUCUUGUACAGUUAAAUAGUUAAGGCUGCUAAAAUUUUAAAUAUUGGUUAUCGGUACCAGGUUUUUUGGCAAGGAAAAUAUCGCAUAUCGGUAUCAGCCAAAAAUGUCAUGUCGGUGCAUCACUAGUAUAGUAUAAUGACCCUUUCCCAUUUCCCCCAGAAAUCAAGGCUGUCCAAGGAGAGAAGAUAAUGCAAGAGCCUGACAACGAUGAUUAUGAGCAAAAAACGACAGCCUAUCAAGUUACCAACCCCUUCCCUCCCCACCCUGCCUACGCCAUGUCUCUCUCCCAGCUUUGAGCCCGUCUAGGGCAAGACUGUACCAGACGGUUGGUUCGAGUGAAGCUGCCUGUGUCCCAUGGAAUCGAGAGACAUUCCCAAGGUUCUCAAGCAGCGCACCACUCCGCAUUCCACAAUUUCGCUGUCAACUCCCCUUUAUGUAUACCUGUGUGAGGACUUCAGGAUUGGUAUUUCAUUUUGGGUCUGCACUUUUAAUAUUUUUGUUGGAUGAAUUAUGAAUACAUUGUUAGGUUUAUUUCUUACCCGUUUGUCUGCUUUAUCUUUAUUUUUUUCCCCCCAAUAAAAUUGCUAUAGCAACUGUGCGACAAGCGAGCUGGGAUUUUGUGUGGCCGCCUGUUGCACAAAUCAAGGUUAUAGCGACUUUUUAAAAAACUUUCUGUAUGACCAAACUUUGUAAAUAAAAUGUUAAAGUUUUGCGCUA
Molecule: messenger RNA, 1949 nt
Organism: Salmo salar (Atlantic salmon)
Lineage: Eukaryota; Metazoa; Chordata; Actinopteri; Salmoniformes; Salmonidae
Source: RefSeq, a predicted model, not a curated record